AUGGCUCCAUCCGCUCAGCCCGUCGUUUCCGCUCCUUCACAGCCUGCAAUCCUCACAGAAACCGGUGAGGUCCUCAGCUCCACCGGCCAAUCCUCCACCGGUGGUUAUGGUUAUCGUGGUUACGACCACAUCCUCUGGUGGGUCGGCAAUGCCAAACAAGCAGCAUCUUUCUACGUUACCCGUAUGGGCUUCAAGCACCUCGCCUACAGCGGCCUCGAAACCGGUUCUCGAGUCUUUGCUUCCCACGUCGUCUCCAACGGGGGCGUGAAAUUCGUCUUGGUUUCCCCACUCCGACCAAGGGAAAUCAGAAAUGCAACCGAUGAGGACAAGAAAUUACUAAAGGAGAUGCAUGAUCACCUUGAGAAGCACGGUGAUGCCGUCAAGGAUGUCUCGUUCGAAGUCGAUGAUGUCUACGCCGUUUACAACCAGGCCGUUAAGAACGGUGCCAUCCCCGUCACACCACCAAAGAGAACAGAGGAUACCGAGUUCGGAAGCGUUGUCACUGCUACUAUCCAGACAUACGGCGAGACUACACAUACUUUAAUCGAUCGAAGCAGCUAUACUGGAAGCUUCAUGCCCGGAUAUCGAGCCUCGACUGUGGAGGAUCCACUAUCCGGUCUCCUUCCCGGCAUUGAAUUGGAAGCUAUCGAUCAUUGUGUCGGCAACCAAGAUUGGGAUCAGAUGAACAAAGUCUGCGAAUACUACGAGAAGUGUCUCGGCUUCCACCGCUUCUGGUCCGUCGAUGACAAGGAUAUCUGCACCGAUUACUCAGCCCUUCGAUCCGUCGUCAUGGCUUCCCCCAACGAGCUCGUCAAAAUGCCAGUCAAUGAACCCGCUCCUGGAAAGAAGAAGUCUCAGAUCGAAGAAUACGUAGACUUCUACAACGGUCCUGGUAUUCAACAUAUCGCCCUCCGUACUAAGAGCGUGAUCGAUACCGUCACGGCUAUGAAAAACCGUGGUAUUGAGUUCAUCUCCGUUCCAGAGACAUACUACGCUGCUAUGAAAGAGAGACUUGCCAAGCAGGGAAUGAAGCUUGAGGAAGACUUUGAGACCCUUAGGAGGUUGAAUAUUUUGAUUGACUUCGACGAGGGUGGAUAUCUUUUGCAACUGUUCACGAAGCCAUUGAUGGAUAGACCCACCGUUUUCAUUGAGAUUAUCCAGAGGAAUAACUUUGGUGGAUUCGGAGCAGGCAACUUUAGAUCGUUGUUUGAGGCUAUUGAAAGAGAACAGGCGGAGCGAGGAAACCUGUAA
This is a messenger RNA of Orbilia oligospora ATCC 24927, 1251 nucleotides long. RefSeq lists its product as uncharacterized. Gene Ontology annotation, molecular function: 4-hydroxyphenylpyruvate dioxygenase activity. Lineage: Eukaryota; Fungi; Ascomycota; Orbiliomycetes; Orbiliales; Orbiliaceae. The coding region runs from base 1 to 1251 and encodes 416 amino acids. Gene Ontology annotation, biological process: L-tyrosine catabolic process. The record is from RefSeq and is a predicted model, not a curated record. The transcript is spliced from 2 exons.